Molecule: messenger RNA, 2296 nt
Organism: Suillus paluster
Lineage: Eukaryota; Fungi; Basidiomycota; Agaricomycetes; Boletales; Suillaceae
Product: peptidase S8/S53 domain-containing protein
Exons: 12
Coding region: 126-1922 (598 amino acids)
Biological process (GO): proteolysis
Molecular function (GO): tripeptidyl-peptidase activity; serine-type endopeptidase activity
Source: RefSeq, a predicted model, not a curated record
AUCAAGACGUGACGAAGCGCCUGUGACACCAUGCAGUGUCGGAGAGAGCGUCGGCCACGUCAAUCUAAUGAUUGAAUAUUCAAUACUUACGUACUUCAUUGGCAUGGUGAAUUACAUUCUCGUAUAUGUACAGCGAUGCAUCAAGUCCUGCUCUUCUCGCUAGCGCUGCAGUACCCUUCAAGGGCUGCCAGCACAAGGUGAAAGAGAGCGUUCACGGUCCGCCCCGCGGAUGGUACAAGCAUGCUCCCGCCCCCAAGCACUACAUGCUCGAGCUCAAGAUCGCUCUGCCUCAACCCAAAUUCCCAGAACUCGAGCAGCACCUCUGGGAAAUAAGCGACCCGAGCCACCCACGUUAUGGGGCGCACCUGUCGAAGCAAGAGACCGAAGCACUCAUGGCUCCCCAUCCCGAGACUCUGGAUGUGGUCAGCGAGUGGCUUGCUUCACACGGCAUGAUGGAAGAAGAUGUCAUCCGUUCAUCUGCAAACGAUUGGGUCACUAUCCGUGUCCCAGUCGGCCUCGCCGAAGAGAUGCUGGAUACCACAUACCAUAUCUACAAGCAUACUCGGACUGGAGACAGCAUCGUCCGGACGACGAGUUAUAGUCUCCCCGAGGUAUUGCACGACCACAUCGAUCUCAUCCAGCCUACGACCAUGUUCGCCCGUUUCAAGGCGUUGGCGAGCACGCUGCACUGGACUGACCAGGUGCAGCCUACGGUCUUGAGCGCAUCCGGCGAAACGAUCACAGGGCCGGCAGGCAAUCAGGUUGAUGCAAGUUGCAACAGAACGAUCACGGUCCCAUGCUUGAGGCAGUUGUAUAAUGCGGUGGAUUACAAGACAUCUGCCACAAACUGCAACAAGCUGGGUCUCACUGGUUAUCUUGAGCAAUAUGCCAACGACAGGGACCUCCAGCAAUCCUACCGGCUCCAAAAUCCAUCUGCUUAUGGUUCAAACUACACUUUUGUUUCCGUUCACGGUGGAACGAACAACCAGAGCUAUGCGGCGGCAGGUCUCGAGGCUAACCUUGACACUCAAUUCGGAUUUGGCCUCACCUGGCCGACUCCCGGCACGUUCUACUCGACCGGUGGCAGCCCCCCUUUCGACCCUGAUGCCACCACGGCGACUAAUACAAACGAGCCUUACUCAUACUGGCUUGAAUACAUUCUUUCGCACGAUACAAUUCCUCAGACGAUCUCUACCAGUUACGGUGACGAUGAACAGACUGUCCCGCAUACCUACGCGACGCGCGUUUGCGCCGGCAUGGCAGCUAUCGGUGCUCGUGGAGUCUCUCUGAUGUUCUCCUCUGGUGAUCAUGGUGUUGGUGAUGGUGAUCCCGACCCUACCACACAAAUGUGCUACUCCAAUGACGGGCGCAAUGUCACGAAAUUCAUACCUUCUUUCCCUGCUUCCUGCCCAUACGUGACCACUGUUGGUGGUACUACCAGUAUCCCGGAGACUGCCGUAACAUUCUCGGGUGGUGGCUUCAGCAACUAUUUCGCUCGUCCUGCGUACCAAGAUGCUGCCGUCUCAGAGUACUUGGAAAAACUCGCUCCCGGGACCUAUAAGGGUCUUUACAAUUCCUCCGGGCGUGCAUACCCCGACGUGGCAGCGCAAGCGCUCACCUUCUCCGUCAUCUACCAAGGCCGGACAUCGUCAGUGUCUGGCACAUCCUGUGCCGCGCCCACAUUCGCUGCGUUCGUGUCCAUGCUGAACGAUGCACGCAUCAAUGCUGGAAAGGCUCCUCUUGGUUUUCUGAACCCGUUCUUAUAUUCCAGUGGCUACAAAGCACUAAAUGAUAUUACCUAUGGUGAGAACCCAGGAUGUGGAACUCAGGGCUUCAAUGCCACUGUUGGAUGGGAUCCUGUCACUGGAUACGGCACACCUAACUUCGAGAAGUUGAAGGACUUGGUCUUGGCCAUGCCCUAGAUAUCUAUAAAAUAUGUAUACUAGAAUCAUAAUAUUAAGAUGCAUCUAAGUGCAUCGUGACUCCUUCAAUGCUUCACAGGACCAGUGGGCAAGAGGUACCCGAAGACCAAGCAAUUGAACCACAAAACAAAAUUGGGCAAAAUUUGCAGUAGGAAGGCGAUGGUAUUUCCACCUGCGCAUCUUUGCCUUGAAGAGCUCCGUGAAUUGGCAGAAAUCACAGAAUGACCACUUCUGACGUCGAGAGUAUGGUGUACAGCGGAACGGCAUCAGAUUACAUAGAAUCUAGAAACUAAAUUAUAUUGGACAAUAUUUAUACGAGAGCCCACAUCCACAACAUGUAAUCAUAUCUUGACUUAUUCGUAAGAAAAAUUAAC